GGGAGCGGUGGCCCCGCUGGGCGCGGAGGAGCCAUGGGUUCAGCGGCGGAGCUGCUGCUGCUGCCGACACCGACACCGCCGCUCGGGGAGUGCGAGCGGGGAGCGCUGGCAGCGCCCGCCCGGCACCGGAGGCGCCAGGAGGAGCAGGUCCAACAAGGACAAAGAAAUCACACUGCAGAACCUGUAAUAGAUGACUAUAAAAAAAUGGGGACUCUAUUUGGCGAACUAAACAAAAGCCUCAUCAGAAUAGGCUUCACAAGGAUGUACUUUGGAGAACGGAUAGUAGAGCCUGUAAUAAUUAUAUUCUUCUGGGUCAUGCUCUGGUUUCUUGGCCUACAAGCUCUUGGACUGGUUGCUGUUCUGUGCCUUGUCAUUAUUUAUGUACAACAGUGAAAUCUUAUGUACACUGUUCACAUAAGGUAUUUCAACACUGUCACUGUGUCAGUGGAUUUAUGACUUUAAGUGAAAGGGUGGCAUAUCAAAAGCUGCAAUUCUUUCAAUUGCAUUUUGUUGAAGUUUCAAUGUUUGGGACAAGGAGGACUAAAAUGAUGCAUUUUAAGCAGUCAGCAGUGCCCUACUGUUUCUUUGAAGGGCAAAAAAUUACAUGUUUGUAAAAUAAUGGUGUCCAGCAUACUGUUUUCUGCAUUCUUGGGGCCUUAGUCCAAGGACUGGCUUUUUGUCAUUGCCCUCUCCCCCCUGCAAUGUUCUUGCUUAGUAUAUGGAAAAUUUCCUGCCUGGUUUUACAAGGACACUCGAUGUAAGUGUCCUGUUUCAGUGUUGUGAGGGGCUCAUGUGCUGUUUGUUCCCUGAGUCUGCCUAACCGGCUCGUUUUUUGCUGAAAAGGUAAAUCUGCACGAGGGAGGUUUGCUAGCAAACAGACCUGCAAUGACAAAUGGUCAUAAGGUGAAUGCAACUUCCUGACACAAAAGCAUCUUUGGUUAGUAUAGUUUAUAACAAGCUUGCCCUUCGGAAACAAGCUAUGCCAGCAAAAUUCUUUUAUACUAAUAUUAGUAGCUUCCCACAAGGCUUCAGCUGUUGUUCAGGAGUAAUCACAGUCCUGUGUUGGCCACAUGGUCUAAUGUAGCUCUGCCAUGUGUUUGGAAAUGUACUCUGCUCCUGCUGCUAUUUUUCUUUCUCUUUUUUAAUACUUGCUCUUUCCCCCAGCCCUCCUGCUGAAGGUAAAUAUCUGGAUAAUUCAUGGACUUUGUAGGUAGUUACAGCUGCAGUGUUGGAGAGCCGCCAUUCCAGUUGGCAAUACUAGAUGGAAUAUUGUCUGCUUCCUCUGGGUCGCAUGUGAAGUGUCUUGAGCAUCCAGAUAGAUAUCAGACCAGAUCUCUUAAAACUUCCCUGAUUUGCUGCAAUGUGGACCAAACACGAGCUGGAAGCCUUUUGUACAUAAACAGAUCUGUUUCCUCAUGCAAUGCAAGAAUGUAGUUGAAAUUGGGUGGUCAUUUUAUGAUGAUUCAUUUUCACACUAGACAACAAAAAGGCAUAUCUGCAGUUGCAUGUCACAGGUAACAGAAAUGGGAGAAUCGGAUAUACACAUUCAAGAGUAGGUGCAAAAUGUACUCUGGCUCCUAGGGAGCCAGUGCGAAUACUCAGUACACCAGGGGUGUACUGGGUAUUUCCAAGUUGAAUGUGCUCAUUUAAAGAAAACAGUAAAAUGAGACACUCUUUACUGAAGAGGCUACAAAUUUAAUAACUUUUAGUAAGAAACCUAAUUGCAAAAUAGAAUUCUUCUGUGGUAGAGCAAAAUUAUAAAUUUAUACGACAUAAUAGAUAUGAAAUGUACAGAAAACUACUUAACUUUUUGCAGUGACUUUUUUCCUAAACAUUUUUAUACUAGCAGGGAUCAACAAUAGAUUAGUUGAAAAUGCUUCUUAUCCAGAGGCUUUUGAAGUUAAGGAGAGCUUCUCUAUGGUCCCAGUCCUGCAACUGGAUUCUCAAGGCUGUUUUGUGCCUACAUGGAUCAUGUUGGUUGCUGAGCUCUGUUUCCAAGACCUUUGGCACCAGUCCUCAUGGACUUUCCUAUUAGUGAAAUAAGUGUGAUUUAGGGCAGUGAACAUGAACUUUAAACUCUGUCUGUACCUAAAUACUAUCUGUAGAUAGCCUUUGUAAGGAAUGAAUUACGUACAUUUUGAGGAGCUUGGUCUCCUCUCCAGGUCUUCACAUGAGGCCCAGCUGUGUGUUCAGAUGGCAACCUGCAUUCAUUGGUCCCUACUUAGGUAGUUAUGCUGGUGGCAGAGAAAUGUUUGACAACAGAAGAUGUUCUGGAUACAGGGCUUUGUUACUCUCAGCUGGAAGUCCCAAAGCAAACUGCAAAUACAGGCUGAACUCAGAGGCAGGAGCUCUGUACUCACAAGUGCCUAGGGAUAAACUUUGGUUUUGUUUCAAGUCCCUUAGAAAGCAGAGCAUCUGUUUACACCUUUGUAUAUUUGUAUAGCUACAGCAGUGGAUUUAUAUGUGUUCUUCCCCUAGACCCUUUUGUGUAAAGGCUGUACUACAAAAGCAUCUUGUCAUUUAAAAAAAAAAAAGAAAAUCCUUCUUUUCUCUCCACAAUCAAGUUAUUGUGCAGAGGAUCUCAUCCAGUUUAUCUCAUCCUGUAGGAAAAAGUCUCUGUUAUAUCCUUGUUCUGAUAGUACUCUUGUGUAAAGCUGCUGUGCUGUGAGAUGGCAUGUAGCAUUUCCUUGAAGUUGUGAUUUUGCUGUGUACAUAAUGAAUGGGAAACAGUGACCCCAGGGUGUGACUGACAGGUUCAGUGAGGACAUUGCUUAUAUGCAUGUAACCUUUUAGUAUGUGCAUAACUAUGACUGUUUCACUCAUGAAAUCAUUUCAGUUGUUCUCCCUGUGUUUAUGUUUGUGUACAUGUACUCUAGGGAAAGGUACCUUUUGGACUGAGACUGUGUACAAGUGAAUGUUUAUAUGGUUUUUCUUAAGGGUAAAUUACUUCAUGUUGUCCUUCUACGAAGUUUUUAACUUUUAAAAAUGUGAAAAAAUAGCGCUAAUAGUUAGGUUGACUGAAAAUGAAAUAAUGUAUUGCAUGGAAGAUACCCCUUGCCCGUUUGGUUUCAUACAUUCCAUUGUAUAGAAGAACUUGCACAGAAUCAUCGGUUGUAAUUUUGUGCUAUUGCUGUACUAUUUCCCUGUCAUUUGCAGGAAAGGAAAAAAAAGGGGACUGGGAUAGAAUCAGACAUAAAGAGUGAAAAAUUUAAUGUGGUGAAAUGAUGCAUAUAUGUGUCAGAAAAAAUAUGAUCAUAAACAUUUGCCAAAAUUGAGGUUGGAAUGGGUGACCAGUCCUCGCAUUGUGUUCUUCCUUUCAUCCAGAUGUAGCUUCAAGGCAGAGGAAGCACCAACCUUUCAAAGGCUAUCCCUAGCAAAAAUACCAGGAAGAUAAUGGAAAAAAAAAAGAAAAAAGACAACUUCACUGCUGUCUGUAUAGUGAAAAGUGAUAAUGUUAUAUAUAUUGGUAUAGAUGAUGAUUAUUCUUGAUAGAACCGAAAGCACCUUUAUGCAUCUGUGUGUAGAGCUGUAUGAAGGAACUAUGUCCCUUAAAUCUGUGUUAAACAACAAAUGAUGUCAUUCCAGUUGGUCCGUGUAACAUAUUGAAAGCUUUUUACAUAACCUGUAUUUUAAAGGACGGGCUCUUCAGUACUGUUUCGCAGCCACCAAAUGCAUAUGUGUUUGAACUACUGUGUACAGAGAAGAAGCUCUGCAUGUAGGAGAAUCUUGGAGAACCUAUUUGCACUGAAAAAAUCAUCACAUCGAACCUGUCCAUAUUAAAAGGAAAACCCCUAUUUCUUAAAAAGUCUGUAUAAAAUGAAUCCUGUGGAAAGCACUUUGUUACUCUUUCUAAUAAAAACGUUGCCAUCAAUGAGAA
This is a messenger RNA of Melopsittacus undulatus (budgerigar), 3877 nucleotides long. It is a transcript of the gene FAM241A, whose product is annotated as family with sequence similarity 241 member A. Lineage: Eukaryota; Metazoa; Chordata; Aves; Psittaciformes; Psittaculidae. The transcript is spliced from 2 exons. The coding region runs from base 34 to 393 and encodes 119 amino acids. Gene Ontology annotation, cellular component: intracellular membrane-bounded organelle. The record is from RefSeq and is a predicted model, not a curated record.